This is a messenger RNA of Hemiscyllium ocellatum (epaulette shark), 3823 nucleotides long. RefSeq names its product deoxyribonuclease II, lysosomal (gene dnase2). The record is from RefSeq and is a predicted model, not a curated record. The transcript is spliced from 7 exons. Gene Ontology annotation, biological process: apoptotic DNA fragmentation. Gene Ontology annotation, molecular function: deoxyribonuclease II activity. Bases 306 to 1418 code for a protein of 370 amino acids. NCBI's taxonomy places the organism in Eukaryota, Metazoa, Chordata, Chondrichthyes, Orectolobiformes, Hemiscylliidae.
GGGCUGACCGGGAAGACAGUGUGCCAGGGAAACAAUUUCGUUUUGUUGUUGUGUGAAGUUCUGGCACUUUGUGAAGACAAAAUGAAGGGCUCUGGCCCGAAGCGUCGAAUUUCCUGCUCCUUGGAUGCUGCCUAACCUGCUGUGCUUUAACCAGCAACACAUUUUCAACUUUGUGAAGACACACCUACCGAGACAGAGUGGAACGGACAUCUGGUAUUUCAACUUGUUUAAACUGCUCCCAACUUUGUCUCAUUAUCACUUGGUGCUCAAUAGCGACUCGUUCAGGAAAUAUUCCGAGCAGGGAAAUGGCCAACUCCAAUUACUGGUCUGCACUUGCCUGUCUGACUGUAACCUGCUCUGUGUAUUUUGCUACCUCUGACAUUUCCUGUUACAAUGACAAUGGGCAGCCAGUGGAUUGGUUCAUUGUUUACAAGUUACCCAAACAUAUCAGUGAAACUGGUUUACAGUACAUGUACAUGGACUCCUCAAGCAAUGGCUGGAGAACUGGAAACCGAUUGAUUAAUGACACAGGCUCUGCUGUGGGAGGAACUCUACAGCAGCUCUAUGAGAAAUCCAAACUGCAGAGGGACCAAGUAGCAUACGUGCUCUACAAUGACCAGAUCCACCUCACCUCGACCAGCUAUGGUGGACAUACGAAAGGAGUUGUCCUUUUGGAUGACAUACAAGGUUUCUGGUUGGUCCACAGCACUCCGUACUUCCCACCCAGAACUGACCAAUCCUACAUUUGGCCACACAAUGGAGAGAAAAAUGGACAGUCCUUUCUGUGUGUUACCUACCGAUAUGGCCAGUUUAAAGAUAUUGGUACGCAGUUGUUGUACAAUAAUCCUCAUGUCUACGAUUAUUCGAUCCCACCCUCUUUUGCCAAAGACCUGGUGAACCUCAACAAGGCAGCGACCGGGGAAAAGGUGGAGACCCCUCCCUGGCAGAGUAAACUCGUCCUGUCAUCAGCAGCUGGAAAACAUUUCACCAGUUUUGCGAAGAGCAGGAAAUUUGGGGAUGAUUUAUACUCUGGCUGGGUAGCAGACUCCUUUCAGAGUGAUUUGUUGGUUCAGACCUGGCCAAACUCUGCACACACUCUCCCAUCCAACUGCACCAUGACGUACUCUGUGUACAACGUGAAGGUCAUUACCUUCAGCACACAGCUUAGCUUCAAAAGCAGCAUGGAUCAUUCGAAAUGGUGUGUAACAAGACCAGGCUCAGAAGUGAAGUGGACCUGCAUUGGGGAUAUCAACCGAGACCAGGCACAGGAGCACAGAGGAGGUGGAACGGUCUGCACUGACGAUCCCGCCGUCUGGGAUUCUUUCUCGAAUUUGGUUGCGUCCUGUGAGUUUUGUGCAUGCACUUGCAGUGAGAAGGAAAGGAGGGACAUGCGAGCUGAGGCUUGGACCGUGGUUUAAGGGGAAACACGCAAUUGUUUGUUUCUGCUUUGCUUCUCUACGUCUGCAUUCGCGAAACUGUUUGUUUGUUUGUAGAUCAGUCCAGAGAGAGAGAUUUGCUGGCGUCCCAUCUGGCCAGCUUCAAUCCAGGCUCUGUCCCUCAAGCAGGCAAUCAUCUCACAAUCUUUCUUUCAGACCCAUAUUUCGGAUGAGACACAAAUCAAACCCUGUCCUACACUUUCCAUGGGGGCUGAAAGGACCCCAUGACCACUAUUUCAAAGGGGCCCUGGCCAAUAUUUAUUCUCAAACCAACCUGAACCAGAUUAUCCAAUCAUUGCUGAUCGUGAGAGCUUGCAUGUGCAAAUUGGCUGCUAGGUUUCCCGUAUUACACCAAUGACUAGACUUCAUAAGUACCUUAUUGGCUGUAAGACAGUUUGCAACAUUUUAAGGUUAUAUAAGGUGUUGUAGAAAUGCAAGAUGUCCCUUUCAUUACAUGGUUCCCCUGCCUCGAUUCCUAACAUUUGAACUUUGAAGUGAAACACACACAUUUUGAUGAAGGAUUGCAAGGGCUCACAUCACCCAGCUACAUGAGAGUGUCCAGAGGAAGCAGUGUACCCUUCCAUUGGAGCUUGGAACUAAUUCUGCUCUUACCAACCUGUAUCUUCCUCCCAUUACAAGUGGGGCACCGUGAAGCCCCACAUCCCCCAAUCCUUCUCACAGAUGUAGAAACAUUAGAAGAAUUGCAGCACAGAACACCUGCAUCACUCAGGCUCUGGUAUAUCCUUGUCUUGUUUGUCCUUACUUUGCAUUGAGAUUGCUUGCAUCAGGGAGGUGCAGUGGCUGAGUGGUUAGCACUGCUGCCUCACAGCACCAGGAUCCAGAGUUCAACCUCACACUUGGUUUGCCCAUUCUCCCUGUGUCUGCGUGGGUUUCCUCUGUGUGCUCCGGCUUCCUCCCAUCAUCCAAAGAUGUGCAGGUUAGGUGGACUGGCUGUGCUAAAUUGCCCAGAGUGCUCAGGGAUGUGUAGGUUAAGUGUAUUAGUCAGGGGAAAAUGUAGAGUAGUAGGGACUGGGUUUGUGUGGGAUACUCUUCGGAGGGUCAGUGUGGACUUGUUGGGCUGAAGGGCCUCUUUCUACACCGUAGGGAUUCUGUGAUUUUCUGUUGCUGUGCAAUACUAAAAGUGGAAACUGUACAGUGAUGAACAUCCUUUUGUAUCCUGUCCACCAUCUCCAAGGCACAAGCCAGGAGUGUGAUGGAAUAUUCCCCACUUGCCCUGGAUGGGUGCAGCUCCAAGAACACUCAAGAAGCUCGACACCAUCUGGGAUAAAGCAGUAUGUUUGAUUGGCACCAAACAUUCAGUCCCUCCACCAACGAUGCUCAGUCGCAGCAGUGUGUACUAUCUACAAGAUACACUGCAGAAAAUCACAAAGAUCCUCAGACAGCUCCUUCCAAACCCAUGACCUGUACCACCGAUAAGAACAAGGGCAACAGAUACGUAGGAACACUUUCAUCCCCUGCAAGCUCUCCUCCAGGCUACUCACCAUCCUGGCUUGGAAAUAUGUCGUUGUUUCUUCAGUUUCACUGGGCAUCCACUGUAGCAGCACCAUGUAUGUCUUUACACCCCAAGGACUGAAACAGUUGAAGAAGGCAGCUCCCUCCAUCUUGUCCAGAGCAGUUAGGGAGGGGCAAUAGAUGUUGGCCCAGCCAGUGAGGCCCAUGUUCCAUUAAAUCAUUUCAAAAAGCAAACAUAUCAGAUGUUUUUAACCAAGCACUGCCGACAGUACACUGUUUAAUUUAUAGCAUUGAUAUAGCGAAUUUUGAAAAGAUUUGUAGCUCAGGCUGAGGUUCUGGAUGUAGGUUUGCUCACUGAGCUGGAAGGUUCAUUUCCAGACAUUUUGCCACCAUACUAGGUAACAUCUUCAGUGGGCCUCUGGUGAAGCACUGUACAUGAUACCUGCUUUCUAUUUAUAUGUUUGUGUUUCGUUGGGUUGGUGAUAUCAUUUCCUGGGGUGAUAUCAUUUCCUGUGGGUGAUGUCAUUUCCGGUUCUUUUUCUCAAGGGGUGGUAGAUGGGGUCUAACUCGAUGUGUUUGUUGAUAGAGUUCCGGUUGGAAUGUCAUGCUUCGAGCCACUCUAUCGACAAACUCAUGGAGUUAGACUCCCAUCUAUCACCCCCUGAGAAAAAGAACAGGAAAUGACAUCACCCACACAAAGAAACCCAAACAUAUAAAUUGAAAGCAGGAAUCAUGCAGAGUGCUUCGCCUAAGGCCCACUGAAGAUGUUGCCUAGUGUGGUGACGAAACGUCUGGAAAUGAACCUUCCAGCUCAGCGAGCAAACCUACAUCCAUAGCAUUGACUCUCCUGAAUCAUUAAUAAAUUGGAUGCUGACUUUGUUGCAUAACAGAAUAAAUCCGUCUUUUUAACCUGA